UCAGAAACAAGAUGCAUGGGACUGGGCAAAAUGUUCCUUGCCUACAAUUAGGUACUUAUAUCCAGAUUGACUUAACAAACAACCUACGAUUUAUUCCGUUUGAAGGAGUAUAUAUCUCAUGAGAGUUCGAGUUAUCAUGCUGUGUCAUGUACCUUCCUUACCUUAGGUAGGUAUUUGUAACUAACCGGUUGGGGCUACUGGUGGGGUAUAGCUACCCUUACACCCAUACGAUUAUUCAUGCCAUCAUAGAAGCAUUCGUGCCAUUUGGUAACAACCUGAAUAUUACAUCCAAUUUCAAUCGCUGUCCUCCAUAUCCGUGGUCCUAUAGUCGAUUUCCAAGAGUCAUGGCCGACCGCCCACUCCCCUCGUCUUUCGACGAGAAUGAAGAAUACCAAGAGACUGGUCUUCAGAAAAUCGGCCGCAAAUUACGAGAAGAACCUCUCAUUCCCCUAGGCACCGGCCUGACCUGUCUCGCCUUAUGGAACGCUUUCCGCGCGAUGCGCCGCGGCGACCACGUCCAGGUGCAACGCAUGUUCCGGGCCCGUGUCGCCGCCCAGGCCUUUACCGUGGUAGCCAUGGUUGCCGGUGGCGCGUACUACGGCGCCGACCGUGAGAAGCGGAAGGAGCUGAUCAAGCUCGAGGCCCAGCAGCGUGCCGAGGAGAAGAAAGAGAAAUGGAUACGCGAGCUGGAGAUGAGAGACGAGGAAGACAAGAAGCUCCAGGCCGCUAUGAAGAGGAAGCGGGACCGCCUCGAGCAGAAGCGUCUCGAAGAGCAGGCUCAAGAGCAAGGGUCCAAGGUCGCCACCUUGUCCGCGGAUUCAACCACGACCGCCGCCGCCAGUACCGAAGCCGAAAGCAAAGUCGAUGGUACGAAGGGAGGGUGGGGUUGGUUCGGUACGAAAAAAGGGUCCGCUGAAAAUACACAAGCAAAUGCAGAAGUACCGAAAAAGUAGCCCUGAGUGUUGUCUUCUACACUUCCCCUAGGCUCUCAAUGGGCCUUGAGGCGUAAAAAUUACUGUAUGUUGGAACGGAAAAAAGGAACAGGUACCAUCAAGGAAAUAUCGGUCCUAUCACUGGGAACAACCCCCGCUUUAUCUGUAUAUACGCUGUGUACAUUGUAUGAUUAUAAUGAUAAAUGA
This is a messenger RNA of Xylaria bambusicola, 1139 nucleotides long. RefSeq names its product mitochondrial hypoxia responsive domain-containing protein. The transcript has 4 exons. Lineage: Eukaryota; Fungi; Ascomycota; Sordariomycetes; Xylariales; Xylariaceae. The coding region runs from base 345 to 953 and encodes 202 amino acids. The record is from RefSeq and is a predicted model, not a curated record. Gene Ontology annotation, cellular component: mitochondrion. Gene Ontology annotation, biological process: mitochondrial respirasome assembly.